AUGGCACUCGUUUUGAAAUGCGCUCCUAUCCACUUCCAUGAGAUUUGGGAGCUUCCAACCUGCACUGUGGUCAUUUUAAAGAAGUAUUUAUUUACAUGGAUUCCGCUCUCCAGCGUGGGUCCAGACCAAUCUCGGUUGAAUCAAGCUUUACCGGAACAUGUCGUAAACAGAAAGCUAAGCCUUCGACCGGAAGUGGACACAAUUUUUGAAAUACCACAAGACAUCGACGCAAUCAUUAUCAUAGCCGAAGUCCAGCUUUUCUCCGGUGCUUGGACGUGGACACAAAAACUUGCAAAGGUCAUUUCACUCCCAACUUCUAAAAAGGAUGUCCUUCGUAAACAAUGUGAGUUGUUCGAUGCUACUUACUUUGACAUGAUUUCCGACUUGCAUGAUGAUAUCUGGACGACAGCCCUAGUUCUAGCUUUCCUGCGCCUUAAAGAAAUCAAACGUGAAAUCGAAUGGCGUCUGAUGGCUAAGAAAGCGUAUGAUUGGCUAUUCAAUGUCCUAGAGGAAGCGAGAGUCAACGAAAUCAUCAAAGCUGCUUGCAGAGCUAUCUCAAAAUCAAUUUAA
Rodentolepis nana is the source of this 570-nucleotide messenger RNA. The record is from the annotation of a GenBank genome assembly. NCBI's taxonomy places the organism in Eukaryota, Metazoa, Platyhelminthes, Cestoda, Cyclophyllidea, Hymenolepididae.